Molecule: messenger RNA, 1185 nt
Organism: Meleagris gallopavo (turkey)
Lineage: Eukaryota; Metazoa; Chordata; Aves; Galliformes; Phasianidae
Source: RefSeq, a predicted model, not a curated record
AUGGACUGUUUUCAUCAUAACAGAGUGAAUGCUUGUCCAGUGGAGUCCUGCUUGUAUGCAGACAGACAAGGACUGGGAGAAGCCUGGGGCCACUCCAGCCGCACCAGCCCGCUGGAUAAUGUCGGACGGGAGCUAGGAUCGCAUCUUUUGCAGACGCUGGACGGUUUCAUAUUCGUGGUGGCUCCGGAUGGGAAGAUCAUGUACAUCUCGGAGACAGCCUCGGUGCACCUGGGCCUGUCUCAGGUAGAGCUGACCGGCAACAGCAUUUACGAGUACAUCCACCCCGCCGACCACGACGAGAUGACGGCGGUGCUUACGGCCCACCAGCCCUAUCACUCCCACUUCGUGCAGGAGUAUGAGAUCGAGCGGUCCUUUUUCCUACGGAUGAAAUGCGUACUGGCCAAGAGGAACGCGGGGCUGACCUGCGGGGGAUACAAGGUCAUCCACUGCAGUGGCUACCUGAAGAUUCGCCAGUACAGCCUGGACAUGUCACCUUUCGACGGCUGCUACCAAAACGUCGGUUUGGUCGCCGUGGGCCACUCGCUGCCGCCCAGCGCCGUGACAGAGAUCAAAUUGCACAGCAACAUGUUCAUGUUCCGGGCUAGCCUGGACAUGAAGCUCAUCUUCCUAGACUCCAGGGUGGCUGAGCUCACCGGCUACGAGCCCCAGGAUCUGAUCGAGAAGACCCUUUACCAUCACGUACACGGCUGUGACACCUUCCACCUGCGAUGUGCACAUCACUUGUUGCUGGUGAAGGGCCAGGUGACCACCAAGUACUACCGCUUCCUGGCCAAGCACGGCGGCUGGGUGUGGGUACAGAGCUACGCCACCAUCGUGCACAACAGCCGCUCGUCGCGCCCGCACUGCAUCGUCAGCGUCAACUACGUCCUUACGGAUACUGAAUAUAAAGGACUACAGCUCUCCCUGGAUCAGGUCACAGCUACCAAGCCGUCAUUCUCAUACGCAAAUUCAACUCCGACCAUAACGGAUAAUAGGAAGGGAAGCAAAUCUCGCCUCUCGAGCACAAAGUCAAAAUCAAGGACAUCACCGUACCCACAGACAAAGAAGACUGUCGAGGCUGGGGUCGGGGCUGCGUUGCGGAUGCUCACGGAGGGACUGGGAACUCCGAGACCCGCGGGGCUGUCCGCGUCUCUCGGAGCCUUCCGCCGCUGCGUCCCGGCCUAA